Molecule: messenger RNA, 3478 nt
Organism: Toxotes jaculatrix (banded archerfish)
Lineage: Eukaryota; Metazoa; Chordata; Actinopteri; Toxotidae
Gene: mvp
Product: major vault protein
Exons: 17
Coding region: 172-2814 (880 amino acids)
Cellular component (GO): cytoplasm; nucleus
Source: RefSeq, a predicted model, not a curated record
GUGACGUGCCUGCUGCUGCUUCCGCGGUGACGGCAGCGGCUCCGCUCACAGUCAGCGCAGCGGACUUCAUGCCGCAGUCCGAUCAGAGUGAGGACCCGUGAGAGCGCAGACCGAGCCGCCUGAUCCCCGCCCACCGCCGCAGUCUCCCAGGGACGAGAUUUAGUUCAGACCAUGUCGAAGAAAGGAGGAAACCGCGGGCCGGAGUUUGAGGGGCUGGUGGAGACGUCAAUCAUCCGGAUCCCUCCUCAUCACUACAUCCAUGUACUGGACCAGAACACCAACAUCGCCCGGGUGGAGAUCGGACCGCUCACCUACAUCCGCCAGGACAACGAAAGAGUGCUCUUUGCACCGGUUCGUAUGAUCAUUGUGCCGCCUCGUCACUACUGCGUGGUCCUCAACCCUGUGUCCCGCGAUGAUAACGGGCAGGUCCUCUUUGACCAAUCAGGUCAGGCCAAGCUCCGUCACGCUGACCUGGAGAUCCGUCUGACCCAGGACCCGUUCCCCCUGUACCCCGGAGAGGAGAUCCAGCAGGACGUGACCCCGCUGCAGAUCGUGUAUCCGGACACCGCCCUGCGUCUUCAGGCUCUGCUGGACUUUGAGGGGGAGGCAGGAGAGAAGAGAGUGGCCGGAGACGAGUGGCUGUUUGAGGGACCAGGGACAUACAUCCCGAGGAAGGAGGUGGCCGUGCUGGAGACCAUCAAGGCCACGGUGAUCAGAGAGAACCAGGCCAUCAGACUGAGAGCUCGCAAGGAGGGAGUGGACAGAGGAGGAGUCCACAGGGUCACAGGUGAGGAGUGGCUGGUCAGUAAGGUGGGAGCGUACCUUCCAGGUGCUCAUGAAGAAGUCAUUGACAUCGUGAAUGCUUUCAUCCUGACUGACAAGAAAGCGCUUCACGUCCGCGCUCUGCGGCCCUUUAAAGACGCCGGCGGGCGAGACCGGCACACGGGGGAGGAGUGGCUGGUCACCAUGGCCGACAGGGAGGCUCACAUCCCCUCUGUGGCGGAGGAGGUGGUGGGGGUGGUGGAUGUGACCACUCUGAGCAGCAGGCAGUACUGCGUGAUCCUGGAUCCGGUCGGACCCAACGGGAAACCUCAGCUGGGUCAGAAGAGGGUGGUGAAGGGUGAGUGCUCAUUUUUCCUGCGGCCGGGGGAGUGCCUUGAACACGGCAUCCAGGACGUGUACGUGCUGUCGGAGGAGGAGGGUCUGGUGCUGAGAGCUGUGGAGGCGUUCAACGACACCGAGGAGCAUGAGGAGGAAGAGGAGGCCGAGGAGGAGGAGCUGAUGCAGGAGAGGGCUAAGCGCUCUCGGAGGAGCGGCGUCCAGCGUCGCCCCGGAGACCGCUGGAUGUUGCGGGGCCCCAUCGAGUACGUCCCUCCCGCUACUGUGGAGGUGGUGCUGAGGCGACAGGCCAUCCCGCUGGACGAGAACGAAGGAAUCUACGUCCGGGACAUCAAAACCGGAAAGGUGCGUGCGGUGAUUGGUCACACCUACAUGCUGACUCAGGAUGAGGAGCUGUGGCAGAAGGAGCUUCCUUCUAAGGUGGAAGCCCUGCUGGCUUCUUCCAUCGACCCGCUGGCCGACCGCUCGGAACGGAUUGCAAUCAGAGACGGCCAGCCCCGGGACAGGACCCGGGUCGUCUCCUACAGGGUUCCCCACAAUGCUGCCGUCCAGGUGUAUGACUACAGAGAGAAGAAAGCCAGGGUGGUGUUUGGUCCUGAGAUGGUGAUGCUGGGACCUGACGAGCAGUUCACCGUGCUGUCGCUGUCCGGAGACAAACCAAAGGAGGCCAAUGUCAUCAAGGCCAUCUGCCUCCUGCUGGGACCGGACUUCUUCACCGACAUCAUCACCAUCGAGACGGCCGACCACGCCCGCCUGCAGCUGCAGCUGUCCUACAACUGGCACUUUGAUAUCAAGUCUCCUGCAGACCCUGCUGAUGCAGCUGCUCUGUUUUCCGUCCCUGACUUUGUGGGAGACGCCUGUAAAGCCAUCGCCUCCCGAGUCCGAGGAGCCGUUGCCUCCGUGCAGUUUGAUGAUUUCCACAAGAACUCGAACCGGAUCAUCUGCUCGGCCGUGUUUGGCUUCGAUGAGAAGCUGGUGGUUCGUCCCACUCUUCGCUUCAGCCAGAACAACCUGGUGAUCAGCAGCGUGGACAUCCAGUCUGUAGAGCCCGUGGACCAGAGGACACGAGACGCCCUGCAGAAGAGCGUCCAGCUCGCCAUCGAGAUCACCACCAACUCCCAGGAGGCUGCUGCACGGCACGAGGCCGAGCGUCUGGAGCAGGAGGCCCGGGGGAAGCUGGAGAGGCAGAGGAUCAUCGACCAAGCCGAGGCUGAAAGAGCCAGGAAGGAGCUGCUGGAGCUGGAGGCUCUCAGUGCUGCGGUGGAGAGUACCGGAGCUGCAAAGGCUGAGGCUCAGUCUCGGGCGGAGGCGGCUCGUAUCCAGGGAGAGGCGGCCGUCAGUGAGGCCAAACUGAAGGCGGAGGCUCAGAGGAUCGAGGCGGAGGCGGAGCUACAGCGUCUGGCGAAGGCUCGUGAGCAGGAGCUGAGCUACAAGAAGGAGAUGGACCGUCUGGAGGUGGAGAAGCAGCAGCGUCUGGCUCAGAUCGAGAGUCAGAGGUUCAGUCAGCUGGUGGAGAGUCUGGGCAGCGACACGCUGAAGGAGAUGGCCAGAGCCGGGCCCGAGCUGCAGGUCAAGUUGCUCCAGUCUCUGGGACUGAAGUCCACCCUCAUCACCGACGGAUCGUCGCCCAUCAACCUCUUCACCACAGCCAACGGCCUGCUGGGGGCGCUGCCGGGACAGGGACAGGGACAGUGAGGAAGAGGGUGAAGUGGAAUCAGAGAGGACAGUGUCCAAAAGUAAAGCUGGAAUCUGACACAUGCAGCACCUGUGACAUUUAGAUCACUGCAUAGGUUUUACAUCUCUGCAGUGAUGUGAAUCAGGAUCAGAAUCAGGAUCAGGAUCAGGAUCAGAAUCAGGAUCAGGAUCAUGUGUAACGUAUUAACGGCUCCAAAGUUCGUCCUGUCAGACGUAAACAUUAAAGACAGCUCUGAUUACUGCUCCAGCUCAGUCACAUUAAACUGACCAUCAGAACGUGAAUGAGAUUCCUUCUUCCUCCUCACGUCUCUGUUUCACUCAGCACUGUGAUGAAUUCAGUCAAAGAAACUGACCUCACCUGUAACCACACCCACAUGUCUGUCAGGUGUGAUCACACGUGAAACCAGAUUCUGAGGUUUACUUUUGGACAGACGUUGUCUCAGUCCAACAAUCUGUGCCUACAAACUAAGUUUCAGUGAUGUAACCUGCCAGCCAAAGAAUUCUGUUUCUGCUUUGCACUGCAUUUAAUCCUGAUGUUUACACAGUCGACAUGAAACUUUUCUGUGUCUGUGGGUUGAAGAUAAAGAUGUAGUCUGAUGCCUUCCUUUGCCUUUGCCUUAAAAUGCUGUUGUUUGUACAGGAGCCAUUAAAGUGCUGCUGCUGU